AUGUUGUACCUGGUCUCGGUCUGGACCUCACCUGGACCGACCUGUGGCUCCUUCAGUCGGCUGUGGGUGUCUCUGAUUGGCUCAGAGGGAGAGACUCCGCCCACCUGUGUCACCCACGGCGACCAGCGCCUGCUCCCGGGAUCCGUGUGCUCUGUGGUGGUCCCCGCGGUCUCUCCUCUGGGCCCUGUCCUCCUGCUCCGUCUCAGACUGGACUCUCAGGCUGGACUCCCUGAUCUGGACUGGCACUGCGAGCGGGCGGAGCUUCAGCCGAGGUACUCACCUGAGGGGGAGGAGCCACAGGUGUUCCUCUGUCACAGGUGGAUCCGCAGCAGCGACGGAGACGUGGAGAUACGCUCAGAACAAAUGUGUCUGCUGAGGGAAGAGACCGAGGAGAGACUGAAGCUGCACCGACUCAGAGAACUGCAGCGGCAACAGGAACGCUUCAGGUGGCGUGUGUUUGUGGAGGGCGCUCCUCAGUGUUUGGACAUCAGCAGUCUCUCAGAACUGGGCCCCGAGCUGAGCCACUCCCGCAAGAGUCCGGGGGUGGUCCUGGAGUACCUCAGGGGGUUCUCAGACCGGGCUGAGUCCUGGUCCAGUUUCUCUGAGCUGGAGACUGUGUUUGCCCUGAACGCCCACGGCAACCGCACCGCCAAGCUGGUUCAGACUCACUGGAGAGACGACUGGUUCUUUGGGCUCCAGACUCAGAUUGGUCCAAAUCCUUUGGCCCUGAAACGAAUCUGGACCCUCCCCCACAACCUGUCAAUCACUAGUGACAUGCUCCGCCCCUUCCUCCCUGCAGGCUCCUCCCUCCAGCAGGAGCUCCAGAGUGGGCGUCUUUACCUCUUGGACUACUCGGUGCUGGAGGGAGUUCCGUCCAAUCAGAUCAAUGGGAAGCCGUCGCACCUGAGCGCUCCAAUGUGUCUGCUGCACCUGAGCCCACAGGGGGCGCUGCUGCCCAUCGCCAUACAGCUGCAGCAGACCCCUGGGCCCCUGACCCCGGUCUUCGUGCCCUCUGACCCCUGCUGUGAUUGGCUGAUGGCGAAGCUGUGGCUGCGUCUGGCCGAUUUCCAGGUGCAUCAGCUCGACUCGCACUUCCUGCGCACGCACAUGAUCUCUGAGCUGUGCGCCGUCGCCACCCUCAGGCAGCUGCCGGCAGUGCACCCUUUACACCAGCUGCUCAUGUCUCACGUUCGGACGUCGCUGCAGAUCAACCUCCAGGCUCGAACUGUUCUCCUGAACUCAGGAGGAGUCUUUGACAAGGCCGUGGGCUGUGGCCUGGAUGCCCUCCCGCUGGUCCUGUCCCGGUCGUCCCAUCGUCUCUCGUACAGUUCGUUGUGUGUCCCACAGGACGUGGAGCAGCGCGGCCUCAACGACCUGCCCCAGUGUCUGUACGGCCAGGACGCCCCCCGAGUGUGGAGCGCCCUCCUCAGGUUUGUGAUUGGUUGGCUGGACCUGUGUUACCGUGGAGACGAGGACGUGGAGCAGGACUCGGAGCUGCAGAGCUGGAUCAGAGAUAUCUACGAACACGGACUCCCCCCGGAGAGCGGUUUCCCUCAGCGUUUCCUGUCCAAGGCCGAGCUGUCGGAGUUUGUUACCAUGGUGAUAUUCAGCAGCUCCGCCCUCCAUGCCGCCGUCAACUUCUCCCAGCUGGACUUCGCUCUGUGGAUCCCGAACACUCCUCCCUGUUUGCUGCGCCCGCCGCCGCAGGUCAAAGGUCAGCUGACGGAGGAGGACUUCCUGUCGUUUCUGCCGGACGUGAACACGAGCAUGCGCCUCCUGACCAGCCUCGCCCUGCUCUCCGCCCCCGGCGCAGACUACGCGCCUCUGUGCAGAUACAGGGAGCCGCUCUUCCACUCCGGCGCCCCCCGCAGGCUGAUGGAGGAGGUGCAGGACGAGCUCAGGUCCAUUUCUGAUGACAUCACGCACCGCAACGCCAAGCUGACGGCCGCUUCUGAUGACGUCACUCGGAGCGCCGUGUUUCCGUACAGUUACCUGGACCCCGAGCGCAUCGAGAACAGUGUGGCCAUAUGA
Messenger RNA from Periophthalmus magnuspinnatus, 2031 nucleotides. RefSeq lists its product as uncharacterized. Gene Ontology annotation, molecular function: iron ion binding; protein binding; oxidoreductase activity, acting on single donors with incorporation of molecular oxygen, incorporation of two atoms of oxygen. Gene Ontology annotation, biological process: lipid oxidation; linoleic acid metabolic process. The record is from RefSeq and is a predicted model, not a curated record. Lineage: Eukaryota; Metazoa; Chordata; Actinopteri; Gobiiformes; Gobiidae. The coding region runs from base 1 to 2031 and encodes 676 amino acids. The transcript is spliced from 14 exons.